This is a messenger RNA of Seriola dumerili (greater amberjack), 2928 nucleotides long. It is a transcript of the gene cpped1, whose product is annotated as calcineurin like phosphoesterase domain containing 1. The transcript has 6 exons. Bases 166 to 1116 code for a protein of 316 amino acids. Lineage: Eukaryota; Metazoa; Chordata; Actinopteri; Carangiformes; Carangidae. The record is from RefSeq and is a predicted model, not a curated record. Gene Ontology annotation, molecular function: hydrolase activity.
ACAAACAGGCAGCGUAGUCGAUCCCCGAUAGUCACCAGUGUUAGCUAGCCGCAGAGCCAGCUGGAGCUACACAACAACAACAACAACAACAACCAAACAAACUUGCUUGGAGGCUCACAAGUGGCAAAAUAGUUUUCUCGGACAACUCGCUAAGCAGUGGGUCUUAUGGCUGAGAGCGUGGAUAUCUUUCUCAGGGCAAAACAUCGGACAUUCAACGGACUGACUGAAGAUGCAGAGCGUGAGUGGACGGGACCAUUUUGCUUCAUCCAGGCCGCGGACCCACAGCUCGGGCUGAUGAAGGCCUGGAGGGACGGAGACUGCGACGGCGGAGGAGACGAAUGGGCCGAAGAGGUUGAGCUCACCAAGCAGGCCGUGGAGGCCGUCAACCAGCUCAGACCCAGGCCGAGGUUCAUGGUGCUGUGCGGGGACCUGGUCCACGCCAUGCCAGACACGCCGUUCAGAGAAGGUCAGGAGAGAGACCUGAAGGCGGCCUUGAAGGGAGCAGAUCCCUCAAUCCCACUGGUGUUUGUCAGUGGGAACCACGACCUGGGCAACACACCCACCCCCGGCACAGUGGAGCAGUACUGCAGUGAAUGGGGGGACGACUAUUUCAGCUUCUGGGUGGGUGGAGUCCUCUGCCUGGUUCUGAACUCCCAGUUGUUCUACGACGCCUCGGCCUGCCCUCAGCUGAAGGAGGCCCAGGAGACGUGGCUGGAGGAGCAGCUGAGCAGAGCCGCCGCCGCCUCCUCUUCAACGGAACCCAAACCCAAACACGUCCUGGUGUUCCAGCACAUUCCCCUGUACCUGAAGACGCCUGAUGAGGAGGACGACUACUUCAACCUGCAGAGGGCGGUCAGACAAAACCUGCUGGACAGGUUCAAGAAGGCCGGGGUGAAGGCGGUCUUCUCUGGCCACUACCACCGAAAUGCCGGCGGUUGCCACGACGGCCUGGACAUGGUGGUGAGCUCGGCCAUCGGCUGCCAGCUGGGCGGCGACACCCACGGCGUCAGGGUGGUGGUGGUGACUGCCGACAGUAUCGUCCAUCGCUACCACAGCCUGGAGCAGCUGAGAGCGGGAGGCGUGGACCAGGACCUCAGGAAGCUCCUGCAGGCCUGAGGGCUGGUGACGGGAGCAAAGACUGUUCGGAGGAGUUUGGCUGGGUUUCUGGUUUCUGGUUUCUGGUUUCUGGUUUUUGGUUUUUUGGUUUUUUGGAUUUCACAGUUUGGAGCCCCUGUUCUUAGAGGCUUCUGGAGUUUGGUGUGUUGAUGAGAUAUUAAUAAUGUUGAAUUUGACCAAUAACCCCAGAAAAUCUGUGUAUUCAAUAAAGUAAAAACAUUAACUUAAAGAUUCAUAUAGGGACAUGUGCUGUAUAUUUGCCCUGAAAUAAGAAAUCAGAGAAAGGCAGUGAUUUUAAACCCAUAAAAACAAGACAACACGCCAUCUAAACAUUAUAUAUUAUAGAGUGUUAUGAUGAAAUUAAACUGGGUUUUAUGUUCUCUGUGCUGAAUGUUUUCCCAAGGAUUAUCUCUCAGCAGAAUGGAUGUUAUUAUCUCUGCUCCCGCUGCCCCGACGGGGCCACACAAAGAUCAGUGAAUGUGUUCUGAAGCUGGUGGUUCCUCUGUGGAGUAGCGCUACCUCUCCGCGCAGUCCUCCUAUAUCUGAAGUAGCAUUACCUCCUCUGACUCCCGCUCCGUCUGUCUGUGCAGCGUGAAAUGUUCACGGUUCAAGACGGUGUAGUCAGAUGUUGCCAGAGUAACUUAAACUGUAUCCAAACUGUUAGAUCACUCGAGGAAGAGUCGUCCCUGAGAUGUUGACAUUUCGAUCAGAGCAGCUUCCAGAGGUGUGGACAAUGAAAAGAUGGAUUUCAGCUCUUCAUCUUGGUGUUGAAGGUUGGAGUUUUACUUUUAAUGAUGCUAAAACAUCCAGCUGCGAUAGCUCUCUCCACACUGUACGUCUGCUGUAGCCGCAGCGUGACGCCUGGUCGGCCAUCCUAUGCAAACUAAUCACAUCACUAUAUUGUGUAUGUGUUUUGUUUUUGUUGUUGUUGUUUGUUUAACUCGGUGUGUUGUUUGACUCACCUGGAAGAUGCAGCGCUGACUCCUGACCUCUGAUCAGCUCACACACUGCCCGUCCAGGAAAAAGAUAGAAACUGAGACUAAAACUGAGAUUUUUAUUUUACAGUUCAGCCUGUUGUUGUUGUUGUUGUUGUUGUAGAGAAUCCAUGUUGAUAUGAGAGAUUAUUUUUAAUCCAUUUAGAUUAUAACAAAAAUGGAAAUCUUGUUUUUUAAAGAAGUCCUGGUUGAUUAAAAAAAUAAAGUCACAAUAUUUAUAGUAAAAAGGAAAAUAAAUGCUCCCAAUGAUUGUUGUCUUAUUUUGUAGACGCAUUUGUGAUGUCACUGUCACGACAUACACACUGCCUUCCCUGGGAGUGCUUCACAAUAAAAGCCACCCGUGUUUUGCGUUUUAAAGGAGCUGUUUGUAAGUUGUGCUGCUGCUACGUAGCGAACGUUAGCAUCAAGAAGAUCACCAAGAGUCGUCUCCAGUGGUGGAAAAACACAAAUUUUAUCUCUCGUCUUUAUCACGUCUCUUGUUCUACUGAAGUUCGCACGCCAACCAGCAGCUCACUGUAGCCUCCGGUUUCCCCCUGAAGACGUAGCGCUGCUCUGAGGUCGUAUUAUAACCUCUUGUCUUGCAAACGCAACAAUGGCUGAAGCUCUUGUCGAGCGAUAAUCCCCGCCACCCGCUCCUGGCAAGAAACCACAUUCAGCAGCAGAGGAAACUUUCAGAAAGCCCCUUUAACAUGAAGCAGGUGGCAGCACCUAAAGAAAGCUCUGACCCCGCAACCCAGCGUGUGAACGAUGAGGCUGAUUUCCGUUGCAUAAAUUUGCAAACAAAUUUGUUUCACAUGCGACUGAUGGCCGUUUAAAG